This is a messenger RNA of Sardina pilchardus (European sardine), 1817 nucleotides long. Its product is annotated as ruvB-like 2. NCBI's taxonomy places the organism in Eukaryota, Metazoa, Chordata, Actinopteri, Clupeiformes, Clupeidae. The transcript is spliced from 15 exons. Bases 105 to 1484 code for a protein of 459 amino acids. Gene Ontology annotation, biological process: regulation of transcription by RNA polymerase II; box C/D snoRNP assembly; chromatin remodeling. Gene Ontology annotation, cellular component: R2TP complex; NuA4 histone acetyltransferase complex; Swr1 complex. Gene Ontology annotation, molecular function: ATP binding; ATP hydrolysis activity; DNA helicase activity. The record is from RefSeq and is a predicted model, not a curated record.
GUGGUUGGACCAGAACGUUCGUUCAGAGCCCAUUCUUACCACGGAAGACAUUUUCGUGCGGACUCUGAAUCAGCCGCUGCAUUUCAAGGGAAGUGGGAGCCAAGAUGGCAACUACAAAGGUUCCCGAGGUUCGCGACACCACCAGGAUUGAGAGAAUUGGAGCCCAUUCACAUAUCCGUGGUCUUGGACUGGAUGAUGCCUUGGAACCCCGACAGGUUUCACAGGGGAUGGUUGGUCAACUGGCAUCAAGAAGGGCUGCUGGGCUCAUUUUGGAAAUGAUCAAAGAUGGCCACAUCGCAGGUCGUGCUGUUCUCAUCGCUGGGCAACCUGGCACAGGAAAGACAGCUAUAGCUAUGGGUAUUGCCCAGUCUCUUGGACAAGAUACACCCUUCACUGCACUGGCUGGGAGUGAGAUCUUUUCCCUUGAGAUGAGCAAGACAGAAGCUCUAACCCAGGCCUUCCGGAAAGCCAUCGGCGUCAGGAUUAAGGAAGAGACUGAAAUCAUUGAGGGAGAGGUGGUGGAGAUCCAGAUCGACAGACCAGCCACCGGAACUGGAGCCAAAGCUGGCAAGCUGACCCUGAAGACUACAGAGAUGGAAACUAUCUAUGACCUGGGCAGCAAAAUGAUUGAAAGCCUGACCAAGGAGCGUGUCCAGGCUGGAGAUGUCAUCACCAUCGAUAAAGCCACUGGGAAGAUCAGUAAAUUGGGACGCUCCUUCACAAGAGCUCGAGAUUAUGAUGCCAUGGGUGCUCAGACGCAGUUUGUCCAGUGUCCAGAAGGGGAGCUCCAGAAGCGUAAGGAGGUCGUUCACACGGUGUCCCUUCACGAGAUCGAUGUCAUUAACAGCCGCACACAGGGCUUCCUGGCUCUCUUCUCAGGUGACACUGGAGAGAUCAAGUCGGAGGUUCGAGAGCAGAUCAAUGCUAAAGUGUCUGAAUGGAGAGAAGAGGGCAAAGCUGAAAUCAUUCCUGGGGUACUCUUCGUUGAUGAGGUUCACAUGCUUGACAUGGAGUGCUUCUCCUUCCUGAACCGUGCCCUUGAAAACGACCUCUCGCCAGUGCUCAUCAUGGCCACUAACAGAGGCAUCACUCGCAUUCGUGGAACCAACUACCAGAGCCCACAUGGAAUCCCCAUUGAUUUGCUCGAUCGAUUGCUGAUCAUUGCCACCUCUCCCUACACAGAGAAAGAGACCAGGCAAAUUCUUAAGAUCAGGUGUGAGGAGGAGGAUGUGGAGCUGAGUGAGGAGGCACACACCGUCCUGACACGCAUUGGAAUGGAAACCUCUCUUCGUUACUCCAUCCAACUUAUCAGCACUGCUGGCCUGGUUUGUCGCAAGCGUAAGGGCACAGAGGUGCAAGUGGAAGACAUCAAACGGGUGUACUCGCUCUUCCUGGACGAAGCACGCUCGUCACAGUAUAUGAAAGAAUACCAAGACUCCUUCCUUUUCAAUGAAGCACAAGCUCCUCAGAUGGAUACCUCAUAAUAGUUCUCAUACAAGAUGCCUUUUUUGUACUAUGUUCUGCAAUGUGAUCUCAUUUUCCAAUGGACUUCAAACCUUCCCCAUUUGUUCCAACCCUGAGAGGACUUACCUCUCUGGGCUACUGAAUAUCUCAACACAACAGUCAACAUGACAGCUUUCAUCCAGAUUGGGUGUGGGAUCUAAGCGCAUCCCUUUCUGGACAGCUUUGAUUGGUGUGAGUUGAGACAUCUACGUUUACGUAGUGGUUACACAACAUUUAUUGAUGUUUUUAAAUGAAAACAAAUGACACUGUUGAAGAAUAAAAGUCUGCUCUGAGCAGCAAACCUUUUCUAACAA